Alligator mississippiensis (American alligator) is the source of this 1366-nucleotide messenger RNA. RefSeq names its product voltage dependent anion channel 3 (gene VDAC3). Gene Ontology annotation, biological process: monoatomic anion transmembrane transport. The record is from RefSeq and is a predicted model, not a curated record. Lineage: Eukaryota; Metazoa; Chordata; Crocodylia; Alligatoridae. The transcript has 9 exons. The coding region runs from base 101 to 952 and encodes 283 amino acids. Gene Ontology annotation, cellular component: mitochondrial outer membrane. Gene Ontology annotation, molecular function: voltage-gated monoatomic anion channel activity.
GCGCGGCGCCUGCGGUUACGUCAGCAGCGCGACGCGGAGGCCGCGGGCGUUUGCGGAGUCCUUCAGUCACACGGACGGACGGGCGCCGCUGCCAGACCCAAUGGCUGUCCCACCAUCGUACUGUGACCUGGGGAAAUCUGCCAGAGAUGUAUUCAACAAGGGUUAUGGAUUUGGACUGGUUAAGUUAGAGCUGAAGACCAAGUCCUCCAGUGGAGUGGAAUUUACCACGACUGGCUCUUCCAACACAGACACGGGUAAAGCCACAGGUAGCCUGGAGACCAAAUACAAGAUCAAGGACUAUGGGCUUACGUUCACCCAGAAGUGGAACACGGACAACACCUUGGGCACAGAAGUGUCCAUGGAGGAUCAGUUGGCUGACGGGUUGAAGCUGGCACUUGACACCACAUUUGUACCAAAUACAGGAAAGAAGAGUGGGAAGUUGAAGACAUCCUACAAACGGGAGUACAUAAACUUAGGCUGCAACAUUGACGUUGACCUUUCUGGACCAACCAUCAAUGGCUGGGCUGUGCUAGGCUAUGAAGGAUGGCUUGCUGGCUAUCAGAUGGCUUUUGAUACCGCCAAAUCUAAACUGUCACAAAAUAACUUUGCAUUGGGAUACAAGGCAGGAGACUUCCAGCUGCACACUAACGUGAACGAUGGUACUGAAUUUGGUGGCUCUAUCUAUCAGAAGGUUAAUGAUAAGGUUGAGACAUCAGUAAAUCUUGCCUGGACUGCUGGCAGUAACAAUACACGCUUUGGCAUUGCUGCUAAGUACCAGCUGGAUGAAAAAACUUCUGUUGCGGCCAAAGUGAAUAAUGCCAGCCUGAUUGGACUUGGGUACACUCACACCCUUCGACCUGGUGUGAAGCUGACGCUCUCCGGCUUGGUUGAUGGCAAGAAUUUCAGUGCUGGAGGUCACAAGGUUGGGCUGGGGUUUGAGCUGGAAGUUUAAUGCAGUUUUCAGUGAUGCAGCAGAUCUGUUUCAGGAGAUGAAGGAAAAACAACCCCAACAUAUUUUGGCCUUAAUAUUCUGUGAAAUUUAAAAAAGUGUGAACUUUUUAUUCUUCCAAAGAAUUGUUGUAACUCAACACUGGAGUCUAGUGGGUGAAAAUUCACCAUAACAGGAGAAGGCAUGUAUGGAAGUUGUGAUGUUUGUGCCACAUUUACUUUCAGUUCCUCGGUGUUUUAAAAUUUGUUCCUCGCAGAGGGUAGCAUCUUGUUGAGACAGAAAAAUCCAGCCCUGCCCAUAAGCACAUCACGUAUUGCAUGUCCUGAACCUCACCACCUUUUAUAAAAUUGGUCUCUGUGCUGUAGUGUAAACUUUGAUUUUGCAUCAAAGUGAAAUAAAUCAGUCAUUUGAAACGUA